This is a messenger RNA of Pararge aegeria (speckled wood butterfly), 2317 nucleotides long. It is a transcript of the gene Exo70, whose product is annotated as exocyst complex component 7. Gene Ontology annotation, molecular function: phosphatidylinositol-4,5-bisphosphate binding. The transcript is spliced from 17 exons. Gene Ontology annotation, cellular component: exocyst. The coding region runs from base 166 to 2241 and encodes 691 amino acids. The record is from RefSeq and is a predicted model, not a curated record. Gene Ontology annotation, biological process: exocytosis. NCBI's taxonomy places the organism in Eukaryota, Metazoa, Arthropoda, Insecta, Lepidoptera, Nymphalidae.
CGAAAAACCAAUGUUGUGAUGUGAGACGUCAUUUCAGAUGAUUACGCUCGACAAUUUCAAGGAAUCGGAUUUUUAACUAGUCUAAUAUACUUUUAAUAAGUACUUGGUAAAGGUCGUAACUAGCAGAAACUACAACGUUCAAAGCCAAAUCGCUUGAUCGCCAGAAUGUACGCAGUGGAGAAGAAAUUCGAAAUCGAAAUGAAGUUGAAAAGGGAGAUGACCAACAUGCAAGAACUGAAAGCUUCUGCUAAGCGCAGUUCUGCCCUAGCUAGUGAUGUAUGCAAUGUGCUGGGGGCCUGUGAACAGCGUCUACAGCAGUUGGAGACUGCUGUUCUUCCUCUGUAUGGAGACACAGCACGCUUGCAGCAGAUACACCAUAAUAUGGAGCGUACAGUGACAGCUCUGGACCACGUAAUCAACUAUUAUAUGGUGUCAAGAGAGCUCUCGGACCUGAUACAAGCGGGGCCUCACACUGGCUCCUCCGAGUCACUGAAUAUGUAUUUAGAGGCACUCGACAAAUUAGCUGAAGCUCAGAACUAUUUCAACAAGAACAACCCUCAAAGUGUUGAAUUAGAAAAUAUUAACCAACUGUACAAUGCGGGAGUCUUGAAGCUUGAGAGCGCUUUUGAAGACCUACUCAGUCGCCACACCAGACCUCUGUCCCCCACCGCCCUUAUGGACAUGAUCGCUUUGGAGGAAGACUCCAGCGUGGACAGUGUGAGCGUGAGCGGCAGCAACUCCACGUGCAACUCGAGCCUGGAGGCCAUGCGCGCCGCGGCCGCGUGGCUCAGCGCGGCGGGACGCGCGCCCGCCACGCCGCUCGUGGCCAUCCGCGGGCCCGCCGCGCUCAGCUCGCUCACCGCUUUCAAGGACUACCUGCGCUCGCGCUCCAUGGCCGCCUCGCCGCUGAUGAGAACUAAAAACAUGUUGCAUCGUACGGACAGCACGCAAAGAAGAACGAGCAAAAUACAAAAAGUGUUCGAGAAGCGCGCCAUAAACAUAAUGAUGAAGGCGUCACACACUCUUGAGCAGUCCACGGGGUUGGCGAUAGGUCCCAGGCGUUCCAUCAACGAUUCAUACUCGGAGGAGUGCACGGACGCGGUGGACGAGCGCGAGGCGGAGGCGUGCGGCAGCCUGGCCGCCGCGCUGUGCCGCCUGGCGCGGCGCGAGCAGCGGCACGCGCUGGGCCUCGUGCCGCUGCCGCGCCUGCCCGCGCUGCUGGCCGCCAUCCUCAAGGACUGCUUCGCCCUGCUGGCGGCGGAGGUGGAGCGCGUGUGUGCGCAGGUGCGGCGCGCGGCGGCGCGGGGCGGCGCGGGCGCGGCGGCGGGCUGGGCGCUGGCGGCGCGCCUGCUGCGCCUGCAGCCCGACGUGCAGCGCGCGCUGCAGCCCGCCUCGCCCGCGCCCUACGCCGCGCUGCGAGCCGCCUGCCAGCACCACUGCGUGCGGUCGCUGGAGGAGUGGGUGGAAGGCGUGCGGAGUGACACGGCGGCGGGCGCGGUGGACGGCACGGUGCACCAGCUGGCUGCUGCCACUCUGGCCUACUGCCACGCAUUGGCCGCCCAUAUCCAGAUCAUCGGCCCCGCGCUGGCCAAUGAGGCGUCGUACGCCCGCGCCGCGUCGCAGAUCACGGGCGUGCAAGACAGGAACGCUCUUCUGUUGUCGCUCUACAUGCGCAAAGUGCUGGCCCAGCUGAAUCUGUCGUUGAGGAAUAAAAGUGAACAGUAUCCGGAUGCGUUAAAAGCGAUAUUCCUUCUCAACAAUACACUGUACUUGCUUCAGGGCCUUCAGCGAAGCGGCCUUCUGGACGUGCUAAUGUUGGCGGAGCCAGAGUGUGAGGCGAGCUAUCGUGACAUGAUUCAAGACUACAAGAACGCUUACGUUCAAAGUUGGAACAAGUUGCUGUCUCACUUAUCUCUGGACGAACCUCUGCCCUCCAAGCUGCGGGACAAGGAUCGACAGAUGUUGAAAGAUAAAUUUUCGAGCUUCAACCGCGAGUGGGAGGAGACGACGCGUGCGCAGCGCGGCUACAGCGUGCCGGACGCGGAGUUGCGCGAGGCGCUGAAGCGCGACAACAAGCAGGCCCUCCUGCCGCCCUACAGCGCGCUGCACGAGCGCGCGCUGGCCACGCCCUUCGCCAAGCACCCCGACAAAUCGCCGCACAGUUGGACGGGUACUUCGACGAAGCGGCUUAAAACUAUCAAAGUUCAUUCAUUACAUCACAUAGACCCAUUAACACGUUGACUGCUGCCUAACAUUACCAAAUACGGUACACGAGUGCGGCAGGAUAACACGCUAGGCGUGUUUCAGCACUGGUGAA